AGGGGAGAGACAGCUAGGCAUUCUUCAUAGACCACUUGCAUACAGUCAUUGGUGCGGGUACUCAUGCAAGGGCUUGGACAUUUAUGUCAGACCAACAAAAGGGUUUGGACAAAGUCAUAGCUGAAAUGGUACCAGAGGCAACUCACAGAACCUGUGCUAGACAUCUCUUCAAUAACUUCAAGAAGAAGCACCCAGGUUUGCUCCUUAAAAAGUACUUUUGGCAGGCUGCUAGGGCAUACAAUGAGUUAGAAUUUGGUUAUGCCAUGGAAUCUAUAAAGAGUAUUUCAGUUGAGGCUCAUAAAUGGCUUUCAGAAGUGUCUACUGUCUGGUCUAUGCAUGCAUUCAAAGAGGCUGUAAAAAAUGACCACAUUACAAACAACUUAGCUGAGUCAUUUAACCAUUGGGUUGGUCCCUUGAGGUUUAAACCAGUUUUAACCAUGUUAGAGGGAAUUCGUACAAAGUUAAUGACUAGGCUGCAAAAAAGGUAUGAGAAAGGACUGCAUUGGACUGGGACAGUAGGACCCCAUGUUAGGAAAAGGUUGCAGAAAGCGCAAGUGAAGGGGAGAAACUCUACUACACUUUUGUCUGCUGGUGGUGAUGAGUAUGAUGUAUUAGAGGAUGGGGUUUCCCAUCAUUUGCACUUGAAUGCACAUACAUGCACAUGUAGGGAGCAGCAAAUCUUUGGAAUACCAUGUAGGCAUGCGGCUACAGCCUUAACCCAUAAGAGAGCUAACCUGGAAGAUUAUUGUGACAUGUACUUCCACAAAGAUUAUUACCUCAAAGCACAUGGAGGUAUAAUUCAUCCAGUUCCAGAUCAAACUAGGUGGAUUAAUGCAGGUGGUGAUAUUGUGGAACCUCCACCUUUAAGGAGAUUGCCCGAUAGGCCAAGAAAGAGUAGGAGAAAGGCUGUUGAUGAGCCAGAGGCAGGCACAAGUCAGUCUAAAAGGUCACAGACAGUCAAGUGUUCAAUUUGUCUAGAGUUUGGUCAUAAUAAAAGGUCUUGCCAAAGAGCUCCAGUGAGAAGAAGGAUUGGUUCCAGGAUUGAAGCCACACCAACUGCAACUGAGGUGAUGGAUUAUAUUUCGUAUGUUCAUUUGGUUUCACUUUCAAAAAUUAUGUUAUUUAAUUGCAUCAUUCAUGUCUUUGUGAACCAACACCCAAUCCACCACAGGGAUUGUCACAAGCUGAAGGGUGUACUCCUGUUUCCUCUGUGGGAGUUUUUCAGAGGGGCAGAGGCAGAGGCAGAGGAAGAGGAGUGGUCUUGAGCAGGGGAAGAGGAAGAGCUACGGUACUUGGUAGAGGAAGGGGAAGAUCAAGGGGCAGGGGCAACAACAACAAUUGCAACUGAAGUGAAGCUAAGGUGGUUUUGGUCAUGAAGUCCUCUUUUGUCUACUUCUAUAUAUCAGCUGUGGUUAUAUAUGAGUGCUCACACCUUUUGUCUUUUGUUGGGUGAGCACUAAGUAAAUGUUAAAGGUCACACCUUUUGUUUCUUCUUGGGUGACCAGCUGUAAUGCUCACACCUUUUGUUUUUUGUUGGGUGAGUUGCUAUUAGCCUAUUAGAUUAGUCAUGUUCUGCUUUUUCAUGUUAUCUUGCACUAUGUUGAAAUUGGUCAUGUAGUUAAAAGGGCAAGCACUAGGCCUUUUGUAGCUUGCUCAUUUAGCUCUUUUGUAUGUGUCCAAUGAGACUUUUGUCUGGCAUAUGUCAUAUGUGGCACAAUGAUCAAUGGAAGAGUUAGU
This is a messenger RNA of Rhododendron vialii, 1737 nucleotides long. RefSeq lists its product as uncharacterized. NCBI's taxonomy places the organism in Eukaryota, Viridiplantae, Streptophyta, Magnoliopsida, Ericales, Ericaceae. The transcript has 3 exons. The coding region runs from base 84 to 1265 and encodes 393 amino acids. Gene Ontology annotation, molecular function: zinc ion binding. The record is from RefSeq and is a predicted model, not a curated record.